Molecule: messenger RNA, 2399 nt
Organism: Ziziphus jujuba (common jujube)
Lineage: Eukaryota; Viridiplantae; Streptophyta; Magnoliopsida; Rosales; Rhamnaceae
Exons: 19
Coding region: 120-2150 (676 amino acids)
Cellular component (GO): cytosol; ribonucleoprotein complex
Molecular function (GO): GTPase activity; GTP binding
Source: RefSeq, a predicted model, not a curated record
AAUAUAUAGCCAUAUAUAUUGGAGACAUAUGAUAUAUUUGGGGUUUAACCCAUGGAACGUUAAAACCCUAGUACUAGGAGAAAGCAGCAGUAUCUCACGGAACUUAGAUUCUGCAGGUAAUGGCGGGUCCGUUGAUCCGCUCCCUCUGGUCCUCCGCGCUCAAAUCUGUUUCAUCUUCCUCCUCUUCCACACCGUCCAUCGGUCUCAAACCUCACUUACUAGUCUCACGCGCCACCGCACUUUCACGAGCAUUCUCAGCCGCACCGGCCACUGCGGCGUCGGCAGCCACCUCUCCGAACAGCUCGUUGGACCCUAGCCGGCUGCGAAAUGUGGCGGUGAUCGCGCACGUCGACCAUGGGAAGACCACACUGAUGGACCGACUGCUUCGCCAGUGUGGCGCGGACAUCCCUCAUGAGCGCGCCAUGGACUCUAUCAGUCUUGAGCGCGAACGCGGCAUCACUAUAGCCUCCAAGGUUACAUCCAUUUCGUGGAAGCAAAAUGAGCUAAACAUGGUUGAUACACCUGGACAUGCUGAUUUUGGAGGUGAAGUUGAGCGGGUUGUUGGUAUGGUUGAGGGAGCUAUUUUAGUUGUUGAUGCUGGUGAGGGUCCACUUGCACAAACUAAGUUUGUACUGGCAAAAGCCUUAAAGUAUGGCCUGCGUCCUAUUCUGCUUCUGAACAAAGUAGACCGGCCUGCAGUUUCCGAGGAGACGUGUAAUGAAGUUGAGAGUCUAGUAUUUGAUCUCUUUGCAAACGUUGGUGCUACAGAGGAGCAGUUAGACUUCCCUGUUUUAUAUGCUUCUGCCAAAGAAGGAUGGGCUUCAACCACCUUUACUAAAGAUCCACCAGCUGAUGUUAGAGAUAUGUCUCAGUUACUUGACGCUAUUAUAAGACAUGUUCCUCCACCAACUGUCGAUCUUGAUGCACCUUUUCAAAUGAUGGUCUCCAUGAUGGAACGGGACUUUUAUCUUGGGCGAAUAUUGACUGGACGUAUUUCUUCCGGUGUCAUCCGUGCUGGUGAUAAAGUCCAUGGCAUUCGUAAAAAAGAUUCUGGGAUGGAGAAAAUUGAAGAAGGAAAGGUUACAAAAUUGAUGAAGAAGAAGGGUACAAAUAUGGUUCUAAUUGAAAGUGCUGGAGCAGGUGACAUUAUAUCAAUGGCUGGGUUGACAAGUCCAUCUAUAGGCCACACAGUUGCAAAUGUUGAGGUCACAACUGCAUUGCCAACCAUUGAAUUGGAUCCUCCAACUAUUUCCAUGACUUUUGGUGUCAAUGACUCUCCAUUAGCUGGUCGUGAUGGUAGCCAUCUCACCGGAGGAAAAAUUGGUGAUCGGCUGAUGGCUGAAGCUGAAACAAAUCUUGCCAUUAAUGUUCUCCCAGGAUUAUCAGAGUCGUAUGAAGUUCAGGGGAGGGGAGAACUUCAACUAGGUAUCUUGAUUGAGAAUAUGAGACGUGAAGGCUUUGAACUGUCUGUCUCACCACCUAAAGUCAUGUACAAGAUUGAUGACAGUGUAAAGCUUGAACCAAUUGAAGAGGUUACUAUUGAGAUAAAUGAAGAGCAUGUGGGAUUAGUUAUGGAAGCCCUAUCUCAUAGGCGAGCUGAGGUUAUUGACAUGGGUCCUGUUCCAGGAAAUGUUGGUAGGACUAAACUGUCUUUAACGUGCCCAUCAAGGGGCCUGGUUGGUUACAGGAGUGUAUUUAGCAGUGACACACGUGGAACUGGAUUCAUGCAUCGUGCUUUCUUAACUUAUGAGAAAUAUCGAGGCCCCCUUGGAAAUGUCAGGAAGGGAGUUUUAGUAUCAAUGGGCUAUGGUACAAUCACUGCUCAUGCACUAAUGAGUUUAGAAGCUCGUGGAACUCUUUUUGUGACUCCUGGAAUGGAGACAUAUGAUGGCAUGAUUGUUGGUGAGCAUUCACGGGACACAGAUCUAGAUAUCAAUCCAGUAAGGACUAAAGAACUUACUAAUGUCCGUGCUGCUUGCAAGGAUGAGAAUGUGAAACUGUCUCCUCCUCGACUUAUGACUCUGGAAGAAGCCAUAGGUUAUGUUGCUUCGGAUGAGCUUAUUGAGGUUACACCAAAGGCUAUUCGGUUGAGGAAGAAAUAUUUGGAUGUUAACAAACGUAAAAGCAUGAGUAAAAGGGCCAAGGAGUGAAACCUGUUUUUAAUAAAGUUUUGUAGCCUUAUAGAUAUCCUGAUUGCAACAAAAUUUUGAUUUAUCAUUGUAAUAUUAGUUUAUUAGUCCACCUUCAAUUGGUGAUAUUUCGCAAAAGGCAAACGAAAUAUAUAUUCUUUAACAAAUUUAUUGAGAAACAAUAAUGUCAAUGAAAAAUAAAAUAUUGUUGUAACAAUGUAAUGUUAAAAAGCACGAAAAAUUCUUAUGCGCAAUUGUCGCACCACUUUA